This is a messenger RNA of Neoarius graeffei (lesser salmon catfish), 3380 nucleotides long. Its product is annotated as E3 ubiquitin-protein ligase TRIM39-like. Gene Ontology annotation, molecular function: zinc ion binding; protein binding. The record is from RefSeq and is a predicted model, not a curated record. The transcript has 6 exons. The coding region runs from base 4 to 1635 and encodes 543 amino acids. NCBI's taxonomy places the organism in Eukaryota, Metazoa, Chordata, Actinopteri, Siluriformes, Ariidae.
GUCAUGGCUUCCUCCAGCAGUGUCCUGAGUGAAGAUCAGCUCCAGUGCUCCAUCUGUCUGGAUGUGUUCACUGAUCCAGUCUCGACUCCAUGUGGACACAACUUCUGUAAGAUCUGUCUCACAGAGUACUGGGACAGCAGUUCACACUGUCAGUGUCCAGUGUGUAAAGAGGAAUUCCCUAAACGACCUCAACUACGUGUGAAUACGUUCAUCUCUGAACUUGCUGCUCCAUUUAAGAAGGCAGUUCAGGUGAAAUCCAGCAGCGCUGCAGAAAAACCCACACAAUCUGUGGUGCUCUGUGACGUCUGCUGUGAAAAGAAAUGUGCAGCCAUGAAGUCCUGCCUGAUCUGUAUGGCCUCUUACUGCAAGAUUCACCUGGAACCUCAUGAGAGAGUUUCUUCUUUUAUGAAACACAGACUGAUGGAUCCUGUGGAGAACCUGGAGGACUACAUCUGCCUGAAGCAUGAGAGACCCCUGGAGCUGUUCUGUAGAGUCGACCAGACGUGUGUGUGUCAGUUCUGUACUGAGGGAGAACACAAAACUCACAACACUGUUCCUAUAGAGGAGGAGAGUGAAGAGAAGAAGACUGAGUUGGGAAAGACACAAGCAGAAGUUCAGCAGAUGAUCCAGGAGCGAGUGAAGAAGAUCGAGGAAAUCAGACACACUGUAGAACUCAAUAAAAAAAACACAGAGAAGGAGAAAGCAGACAGUGUGAAGGUCUUCAGUGCUCUGAUGUGCUGCAUUGAGAGAAGCCAGGCUGGGCUGCUUAAGGUGAUGGAGGAGAAGCAGAAAGCAGCAGAGAUGCAGGCUGAAGAGUUCAUUAAAGAGCUGGAGCAGGAAAUCACUGAGCUAAAGAGGAGAAACACUGAGCUGGAGCAGAUCUCACACACUGAGGAUCACCUCCACCUCCUACAGAUUUACCCGUCACUGUGCAGCCCUCCACACACCCAGGACUGGACUGACGUCACAAUUAACUCUCAUCUGAGUGAGGAGACUCUGAGGAGAGCUCUGUCUCAGCUUCAGGAAACUCUCAGUGAGGAAAUGCAGAAGGUUGAAGAGAUUAACCUGAAGAGAAUUCAACAAUAUGCAGUGGAUGUGACUCUGGAUCCUGAUACAGCCCAUCCUGAACUCAUCCUGUCUGAUGAUGGGAAACAAGUGAAAGAUGGAGACACAGAACAGAAUCUCCCUGAUAACCCAGAGAGGUUUAAUUAUUGUGUCAAUGUGCUGGGAAAGGAGGGAUUCUCCUCAGGGAGAUUUUACUAUGAGGUGCAGGUCAGAGGGAACACUGAGUGGGACGUAGGAGUGGCCAGAGAGUCCAUUAGCAGGAAAGGGGAGAUUACAGUCAGUCCUAAAGAUGGGCAAUGGAGUGUGUGGCUGAGGAAUGAGACUGAAUAUAAGGCUCUGGACUCUCCUCGUGUCCCCCUCUCCUUGAAACAGGCUCCUCAGAAGGUGGGGGUGUUUGUGGAUUAUGAGGAGGGUCUGAUCUCCUUCUAUGAUGUUGAUGCAAAAUCUCAUAUCUACUCUUUCGCUGAUCAGAAUUUCACUGAGAAACUUUAUCCAUUAUUCAGCCCCAGUCUCAAUGAUGGAGGUGAAAAUUCAGCACCACUGAUCAUCUGCCCUGUUAAUAAGAUCUAAUCAUCGCUUUUAUUACCUCGCCUGGGACGGAUUCCUCCAGGGGGCGAGGUAUCGUUUUCGGUCGUGUUUCUUUUGUUUUUUUGUUCACAAUAUUAUGGGAAAAUGGCUGGAUCAAUCUUCAUGAAACUUUCAGGAUAGAUGGACAUUGGUUUCAAAUAGAACCUCCAACAUUUUGAGGGUCAUCUGGUCAAGGUCACCAAAAAGGUCAAAAUUGUUUUUCUUGUGUCUACUGCCUCAUAUAGAGGCGCUAGCCACUACGCCAUCGUGCUGUAAGAAUGUGAGUGUAAUAGUCGCGCACUGUACUGUACAUGCACAUACACGUGUUCCUAUUUAAAUGUCCGGUGAGUGUAUACAAUUCGGUUCACCAUUCAGGAUAAAUGGACGAGACUAAAGAAAUUGCUUUCAGACAUGUUUAUGCUUAUUACAGAGGGAAAGUGUGUUACACUGAGCUCUAGCUCAUAAGAGUUUGGGUCAUGGUGACAGCGUGUGUAUGUCAGCCUCGGUUCAGAGGUUUCAGUUUUGAAAACUGUAAGAGGUAGGAGUAGAAUAAUAUAAAGUACAGACACUUGGUAUAUUUUACUUCUGUGAUUUUUAAAUUGUUCAAUUCUGGAUUACGCUUCAUUUUUGUGGCUACUGAUUCACAGAGUAAAUAUAUUGCUGUAUUUACUGGAUGGACAUGGGAUCAGAAAACUGUUUUAUUUACGAGCAGGAGCCACAUGGACCCAUAGGGGACCUAUUUUUUUUCAUGAUAUCUUCCUUGGGGGCGGCACGGUGGUGUAGUGGUUAGCGCUGUCGCCUCACAGCAAGAAGGUCCUGGGUUCGAGCCCCGUGGCUGGCGAGGGCCUUUCUGUGUUGAGUUUGCAUGUUCUCCCCAUGUCCGCGUGGGUUUCCUCUGGGUGCUCCGGUUUCCCCCACAGUCCAAAGACAUGCAGGUUAGGUUAACUGGUGACUCUAAAGUGAGUGUGAAUGGUUGUCUAUGUCUAUAUGUCAGCCCUGUGAUGACCUGGCGACUUGUUCAGGGUGUACCCCGCCUUUUGCCCGUAGUCAGCUGGGAUAGGCUUCAGCUUGCCUGCGACCCUGUAGAACAGUAUAAAGCGGCUAGAGAUAAUGAGAUAUCUUCCUUCAUAUUUAUCAUAAAUGCUACCGGGCGAGGUUUGUUUUGCCUGGCAACACUUGUUUUAUUUUAGUGUUCAUGCUGUCUUGCAUCAGAUGGAGUUGUUCCAAGCUUUAAAUGCUCUCACAUCUCCUCCUUUCAAAUGGUAUAUAUUUUGCUGGGUUUUUCCUGCCAAAAUAUUCUGUUGGGCAUCAUGGCAGGUCAUUCAUUUUAUUUCUGAAAUCUUCCUAUUGCAUUUUUUUUUUAAAUUAUCUCAUGGUUUAAAGGAGACAGUCUUGAAAAUCAUGGCAGUGUUAAUCAUGGACACAGACACAAAUCAUACCCAUACAUACAGUAUAAUAUGGAGUUCAUCUUUCUCAAAGGAUAUGGAAUGAAAAUAUGUUUUGACUUUUGAAAAUUGCUAACAGAAGCAUGAAUCAAUCAUUCUCUUAGCAUUAAUAGUUCUCUCUGUAAAUGUAAUAAUUGGUUGUUUGCUGUGGGAUAAAACACUUCUGAACAUGUUCUUAUUGGAAAAUAAACUUCAGGGUGGUAACAGUGACUCCGCUUCAUGAUAUCAGCACAACACCAAGUGUUUUAUUCCCUGCUUAGAUCAUUAAAGCAGAUAUAAUGUUUUUUGAUGUUUUAAAUUGAG